Messenger RNA from Plectropomus leopardus (leopard coralgrouper), 3459 nucleotides. It is a transcript of the gene rchy1, whose product is annotated as ring finger and CHY zinc finger domain containing 1. The record is from RefSeq and is a predicted model, not a curated record. Gene Ontology annotation, biological process: ubiquitin-dependent protein catabolic process; protein ubiquitination. Gene Ontology annotation, cellular component: nucleus. Gene Ontology annotation, molecular function: ubiquitin protein ligase activity; zinc ion binding. NCBI's taxonomy places the organism in Eukaryota, Metazoa, Chordata, Actinopteri, Perciformes, Serranidae.
AACAGGCCUCUCCGUCAUCGCACUCGAAGAAGAGCCAAAUUUUGGAGGAAACAUGGCUUCCCCUGCCGGCUGUGAGCAUUAUGUGCGCAGCUGCUUAUUGAAAGCCCCCUGCUGUGGUAAACUGUACGUGUGUCGGCUGUGCCAUGACGCAGAGGAGAACCACCAGAUGGACCGAUUCAAAGUCAGAGAGGUGCAGUGCUCCGAGUGUCACACGGUGCAGCAGGCACAGCAGACCUGCCAGCAGUGUAACGUGCAGUUUGGAGAGUAUUACUGUGACAUUUGCCAUUUGUUCGACAAGGAUAAGAAGCAGUAUCACUGUCAGCCUUGUGGAAUAUGCAGGAUCGGGCCCAGAGCAAAGUAUUUCCACUGUGAGAAGUGCAAUCUGUGUUUAGCCCAGGAUCUGCGGGGAAACCACAAGUGUGUCGAAAAUGUUUCAAGGCAGAACUGUCCAGUGUGCAUGGAGGAUAUUCACACGUCCAGAAUUGGGGCUCACGUUCUUCCAUGCGGACAUCUUUUACACAAGACUUGCUUUGAUGACAUGGUCAGGACGGGAGCGUAUCGCUGCCCCCUGUGCAUGCACUCUGCCUGGGGCAUGGAGGACCACUGGGACCAGAUAGACAAAGAGAUCGCCCAGUCACCAAUGCCCACUGAAUACCAGGGUGCUACUGUCAAAAUUAUAUGUAACGACUGCCAAGCCCACUGCACGGUGCCUUUCCACGUGCUGGGGAUGAAGUGCAGCAGCUGUGGCUCCUACAACACGGCGCAGGACGGAGGACUCAUCCAACAGCCUCAACAACAGCAGCAGACAGAGCCGGACACUGAGACCGAGGCAGAGACAGACACUGAGCCGGAGCCGCAAGACCAGCCUCAGUCCCCCACGCCACAGUAAAACUCCAGCCAGCCACACUGGCUGACAUUUGUACUGUAGACAUUUGACUGGUGCACUAACUUGUACUAACUCACACGAGUGUAAAGCCGGGUUCACACUGGAUGUAGAAGCGCCGCAAAGCAAGCCAGUUUUUCAUGGGGCGCUGCAUCCUACUGUUGAAUUCCCAGGUACCGGGCUGUUCACACUGUAUGUGCCACGACGCCAGGUUCUGCUGCCGGCUUAAAAUCUGCAGCGAUAGUUUGGGCAUCUGGUCUUUUUUUUUCCACGAGCUGUGAGCGAAUCUAGCCAUAAAAUACACCAAUAAUAUAUAUCAGUAUUCUGAAGGAUAUAUUAUGUAUGAUUUUAACAACUGAAUAUGCAUCCUACUGUUACUUAUCCCAUGUAUUUGUCAGGUGUGUCUAAACAGAGAGAGAGAUGAGCAGACACACACACAAGCAGAGAUACGUGAUUAGAAAAGAACUGAGGAGCAGAAUCGCUUUUUGACCGGCGUGGAGAACUGCACUUUUGGUGUGAUUGCUGACGGGUGGCUAUAUGACAGUUGAUGCAUUGGGGCGCUUCCAUAUACAGUGUGAAAAUGGCUUAACAGUAGAUUGAGCCAGUAUUCCUAGAAUGUACACACAAGUAUUACAGAAGAUCCAUCUAUUUUCUGUAGGUCUGGAACUUAAUCCCAACAUGCACUGGGGGAGAUGAAGGGUAUCGGGCUAUCAUGGGACUAACACACAUUCACACCUACAGACAAUUCAGAGUCAUAGUCCACCUGACCACCUAGGCGGUUGUUGCUGGGGGCGACAGUCUAACCAGUGAGCCACCGUGUGGCACCAUGACAAAAUAAAUGAGCAGUUUAAGUGGCUCUGGUGGUGAAAGGUGAACCGGAUCAGACCAGUUUUGUUUUCUGUUAGGUUCAGGGAUGCUCUCAGUGAGACAGUGUUAACAAAGGUGUUUCAUCUGUCAGCUACAGUACUGAAUUUGCCUGUGCGACUUAACACUCAUGGUAACACAAACAGGAAUUCAAACUAGCCUGAGGCAGAACACAAGGUGAUGAACAAAAUAGUGAGUCUGCACAGUAACUGACAUACUGGUAGCCUGGCAAUGUGCGACCCAAGUGCAAAAAUUCAAGACACAUUCAGGAUUGUAAAAGUUAAACCCACACACAGGGCAUUGAGGAGUCAUACAAAUAUCUACCAAGAUCCACAGGGUAUUUGUGCAGAUUAUGUGAGGACUAUCCCCUUGCAUUUUUUUUUUUUUUUUUUAAGAUGUCCCCUGAGUCAAAGAUAAAACAGAUGGCAUUGUUCUAAAUUUGGCUCCCUCUUUUGAUCAUUUUUUUAAAAUUAAUAAUUAAUGCUACAAGUGAAAUUUAGAAAUCCAUCAUAUUCCUGCCCAUUACAUUAUUUUUUUAAAAUCACAAGCUUUAACACAAAUACAAACAAAAGGAUAGCCGUAGGAACAAUAUUCAGAAAACAGAUUUGGAACCUGCUAGGAUUCCCACACAUCCUUAACAAGUUUUAAAAGGUGUUGUAUUCAUGAAUCCAAAAAUUAGACCUUAAAUGGUAUUUCUAUCCUAAACCAAUCUUUAAAAAGUGUCAAAAAGGAAGUAAUAUUUUUUUGUGUUGUAUGUAAAAUCUCAAUUGAUAACAUCUGUCUUUUCUAAAUAAUUCACUAAACUCUCUUACAUCACACGGAUCAGGAUAGUGGAACUGACACUCAUAUUUGUUUCUGCCUGCUAGCUUCAAGCUAGCUGUCACUGUAUCCUGGACGACACAGGGAAGUGCACAUUCAACAAAAAUUGUGUAAUUAACCCAAAUUUCGCAGCGUGAACAUUUUGUCACACAUAGCAUGAUGGAAUUUUAGACUGUGAGACACAAAAUUGAAUAAAAAGCUUGGUUCUAACUUUGUCUUUGCCACAAGACAAAAAAAAGUCAUAUUUUAUGUUAAAAUAAAACUUUGGGCAAAACUGUCCCUAACUGUAAGUAUUUAAUUCUUAGUGGCAUUAAAGUCUUAAAUCUAACUUCUGUAAGCUGUAGGAACCCUGGUCACUGUGAAAAUGACAGGUUUCUUUUUUUUCCUUUCAUAGAUGUCGUGUUAUUUAAUCAGUUAUGUGUGUAAAAACUGAAAUGUAACAGACCACUAUUCUUCAAUUAUGAUAAGCUUAGAAAUAUAAGGAAUAAUUAGUCUUAAUUGACAAGUCACCCAAUUCAGUUCUGUAGGUAAAUAAUAAAAUUGUAAAAAGAUUUUUAACCUGCUCAUUUUUCUAAAGCCGGUCAAGAACAUAAAUGGACUGCACAAGGUGACUGUGCUCCGUGGCUUUGGAAAAAAAGUCUUGCAUAUUAGUUGUAAUACACAAAUAUGACAUAAUUACAGCUGCAACACAUGCACCUAUUGAGUAUUUCCCUCUAAUAACGCCCAUGCAGUUCUGUAAUUUGUGGUACGGCUGCAGUGACAUAAGGCUCAUGAUUCUGAUACCGUUUGCUUUUUGUGUCUUUGUUACGUGCAGGUGUAAAGUUUGGUUACAUUUACUAUGACAGUAAUACAAACUCCCAAUAAAUAACAUCCUUUUACUAAACUACUUUUAA